Molecule: messenger RNA, 362 nt
Organism: Racocetra persica
Lineage: Eukaryota; Fungi; Glomeromycota; Glomeromycetes; Diversisporales; Gigasporaceae
Source: the annotation of a GenBank genome assembly
AACGAAAAGUAGAGCAAUAUAAAGCGCAAUCUGAGGAUCCUAUGGAUGAUGUUGAAGUACAGUUGGUUUUAAUAGUUCUGCUGACAAAAAUACAGAAGGAGGAAUCACUUGAAGCGUCCAUUUGCUAUCUACGUGGGGUUGCGUACUCUCAACAGUCAGACUUAGAUAACGCUAAAAAAUGGUUUAAAAAAGCGUUGGAAAUAGAUGUUAAAUGUUUUGAGGCGUUUAACGAACUAGUGAUAAAUCACAUGAUGACAAGUAAGGAAGAAUGGGACUUUGUUCAUUCACUGAAAUUUGACGAACAACUAGAAUAUGAAGAGGCCUAUUUUGUCAAAAUGAAUUACAUCUCAAUGCUGAAAAAG